ACUCUGUUAUUUUUCUUUAUAAAAAUAAAACUUUUUUUGUGUGCAAUUUGGUGAAAAUAAAAUUUUUUGAUGUCGAAUACAAUAAUAAAUAAUAUUAAAAUGUGUUAAAAAAUAACAAUAAUAAAGCGAUCGACAAAACCUACAACAUUAUAAGUUGUACUCAUGUAGGAAUCAUAAUUUAACAACAACUAAUCCCGUCAAAAAAUUGUAGAAAUUGGAAUACUAUUUAUCUUUUUUACUAAGAGAAAAAAAUAUAGCUUAAAAAAAGUAAUAGAAAUAAUGAUUAAACAAUUUCAAUAACUGUAUAGUAGUCGUAAUUUUAAUCAAAAAUAAUAAAAUGUUUUAAUGGAAAAACUAAUAAUAACAUUUCAAUUUAGUGAAACACAGAGUUAUUUUAAGUUUUUGUUUUUUAUUGGAUUUUUUUACUCAAUGUGCAUAAUUUUUGAUUUAUUAUCUUAAGAUAGUACAAAAUCUACCACUUUCCCCCUAAAUACCUUUGUAUGAAUAAGUGAUAAUAGUGAAAGAAAACGCCACCUUGACGCACGAUCUACCAAUAAGAUUAUAUAGCUGCCCAAUAACAAAAACAACAACAACCGCAACAUCAACGGAACCUCAACUCAACCCUCAACACCAAUAUCGGUGACCAUGAGCAACUUUGAACGUAAAAAGACUACGCCCUGUGCGGGCUGCAUGCAGGCUAUUAAAUGGGUACCAGUCAUAUUUAUAGCUUCCGUCAUUGUCUGGUCCUACUAUGCCUAUGUGGUACAAUUAUGUAUACUUGCCAUUGAAAACACAUUUGAAAAAAUAGUAUUCCUUAUAUUCUAUCACAUCAUUUGUGUAUUAUUCUUUUGGUCCUAUUGGAGUACGGUUUUUACACCAGUAGGCAUAGUACCUUCUAAUUGGCGCAUACCAGAAUCAGAAAUAGAGAGACUUUUUAGAGCAGAAAGUCAAGAGCAACAGAAACGAAUCUUGGAAAAUUUCGCUAAAGAUUUACCAGUAACAAAUCGCACACUAAAUGGCUCGGUACGCUUUUGUGAUAAAUGCAAAAUUAUUAAGCCCGAUCGGGCACAUCAUUGUAGUGUUUGCGGUACAUGUGUUCUAAAAAUGGAUCACCAUUGUCCCUGGGUAAAUAAUUGUGUAAAUUUUACCAAUUAUAAAUUUUUUGUCUUGUUCCUCGGUUAUGCACUACUAUACUGCCUCUAUGUGGCCUUAACAUCGUUGGAGUACUUUAUACGCUUUUGGAGGGGUGAACUGACCUCAGGCAUGGGACGUUUUCAUAUAUUGUUUUUAUUUUUUGUUUCCAUAAUGUUUGCCAUUAGUUUGGUCAGCUUAUUUGGUUAUCACAUCUAUUUGGUAUUGAUGAAUCGUACUACACUGGAAGCUUUUCGUGCUCCCAUAUUUCGUAUUGGUGGUGCGGAUAAAAACGGUUUUAAUUUAGGCAAAUAUGCCAAUUUUCAAGAAGUUUUUGGUGAUAAUUGGAAGUUAUGGUUUUUACCAGUUUAUACCAGUAUGGGUGAUGGUCGGCAAUAUCCAACGUCAAAUCAACAACAUUUAAGUCCCACAUCGUACCAUUCAAUGGAUGAUACAAGAAACCGUCCAGAACUACAGCCCACAGAUAAACUAAUCAAUACUGCCACAACAGAUGCAUUAAUGACCUCUCCUAAAAAUGACGAUCAACAUCUGUCAACAAUUGUUAUUGAUAUGAAUCAUGAUCAACAUGAUCUCAACAAUUCUAAUGGUGGUGUUGUUGGUGGCGAAGGUGUUGUUACACCUAAUGGCAAUGUUAUCCUUAAUAUGGAUAUGUUAAAUGCUAACAAUACAACGAAUUUUGAUACAAACAGUAAUUCAACAGCUGUAAAUAAUGUUGUUGAAAUACAUGCCAGAACAUGAAAUUAGUUAUUUUUUUUGUUUUUGUUUAAGAAAAAUUAAAACUAAAUUUAACUUUGUGCAUUUAUAAUGAACGAUUAGAGUGUUAUUAUAACGGUAACAUAACAUUUUUUGAUUUUAGUUUUGUUUUUUUUAUUAUUAUCAUAAUUUUACUGUACACACUUAUAAAGCUUUCUAAAGUAGUUGCUAAAAAAAUAACGAUUUUUUUUAAUUUAUAAGUAUUUUCCCCCUUUUUUACCAUUUUGUAAUGUAACCUUUCCAAACUUUCUAUUAUCAUUAUGCAUUUUUUAUCAUUAAUGUCUUAAUUUAUCAUUUAUAAACAUAUUUUAUUUAAAUAUGAACAUAAAUAGUUUUUUUUUUUCAUUUUUAAGCAGCUUUUAAAUUACAUAUUUUUAAUAAAAAUUAUAUUAAUUUCAUUUUAAAACAAGUAUGUAAUAGGAAUAUGUAUGUAUGAGUACAUACUUGCAUAUCCUUUAUCAAGGUAUGUAAAAAAGGAACGAUUGGUAAAUAAUUUUGAAAAUAUUGCCUUAAUAAACAGAAGUGGCAAUUUAGAUUUCAAAAUGGGUCCAGUUUAGGUGUAAUAUGGGCGCAUAACAAUAUUGUAUUGCUCUUUAAGAACCCAAUAAAUUGAUUUGCAAUAAAAGAUCGAAGUCAUAUAUAUUCAAAUAUAUAUGUUUUUAAAAGUGAUAUAUUUAUGGAUCUACAACCACAUCACCUUGGUGGACAAAAAAAAGCAUUUCCAAGCUCUUUAUAAACUACAAAGAUGUAAGUUUUAAGAGUUAAGACUGUAUUGAGAUUGUUUUUCGGGACCAAAACAAAUACAUACUUGUUUUAUUACUAUUUUUUUAUUGAGAAUGAAAAUUAAUUGUUUUAUUUUAUAGUUAGUUAUUGUAGUAAUAAAAGAUUAUAAUAAUUGUCACACUGUAAUUAAAUAGUAAACUUAUUUUCUUGUAAUUUGUUUAAAUAGAGUAUUAAUUAUAAAAUGAAACAGCAUGUUAAUUAAUUUUUGGCAAUACAUUUUUUUACACAUACCUAUAGGUAAUAAUAAAUA
This is a messenger RNA of Lucilia sericata (common green bottle fly), 2938 nucleotides long. RefSeq names its product palmitoyltransferase ZDHHC15. The transcript has 7 exons. The record is from RefSeq and is a predicted model, not a curated record. The coding region runs from base 646 to 1890 and encodes 414 amino acids. NCBI's taxonomy places the organism in Eukaryota, Metazoa, Arthropoda, Insecta, Diptera, Calliphoridae. Gene Ontology annotation, molecular function: protein-cysteine S-palmitoyltransferase activity. Gene Ontology annotation, biological process: protein targeting to membrane; synaptic vesicle maturation; peptidyl-L-cysteine S-palmitoylation. Gene Ontology annotation, cellular component: endoplasmic reticulum; Golgi apparatus.